Orbicella faveolata is the source of this 2486-nucleotide messenger RNA. Its product is annotated as N-acetylglucosamine-1-phosphodiester alpha-N-acetylglucosaminidase-like. Gene Ontology annotation, cellular component: membrane. NCBI's taxonomy places the organism in Eukaryota, Metazoa, Cnidaria, Anthozoa, Scleractinia, Merulinidae. Gene Ontology annotation, biological process: secretion of lysosomal enzymes; cell communication. The record is from RefSeq and is a predicted model, not a curated record.
CUGCAAGUAGACAACUGUAGGCGCAGAAGAUAUUGUGCAAACUUCGAAACUUGAACAAACUAGUGCACUAAGAAAUGAAGGUGCUAAUUUAUUUUUCUAUUACUUUUCUCCCAAUUCUAGCUUUGACAUAUACAUCACGUGAAGAAAGAGACGACUACUUCCCGGACGAUAUCCUUACCCCAUAUGGAGAUCACCUCAGAACCAAACGCAAUCACAGAUAUGUUCGAGACUGCCAGCCAGUGGAAUUUGGAAAUACUACUCAUGAAACUUUCAAGGUAUCCACCCGUCUAACAUCGGGACAACCUUUUGUACAGGUGCAUAAUUUAUAUCAUGAAUUUACGAAAAAUUUCCAGACUUUGAACGUUGUUGGACACGUUGUAACAAUAGAGGACCCUUUCCGAACGUUUUCGGUUCUAGAACCGAAGCUAAUUGGGGGUUGCAAUACAUCAACAAGAUCAACAGUCUCAGAAUCUGCUAGACAGCGGAAAUGCUGGGUAUCUACAAAUGCAGGGUAUUUUAGAACUCGAGACGGUAAGUGUUAUGGAAAUGUCUUCAGCGAUGGACGAAAGGUUAUGGAUUCAGGCGGUGUCCAAAAUGCAAAUUUCGGUAUUCGACAGGAUGGUACACUUGUUGUGGGAUAUUUGUCCAAGGAAAUGGUCGACCAGAAAGAGAAUCCAUUCACUCAGCUCGUCUCGGGAGUGAUUUGGUUAUUACGGAAUGGCUCGAGUUAUGUGGACGAAAGCAAGAAAGCAGAAUGUCGUGACGUGGAGGAAACAGGCUCGAUGGACUUGUUUGCAGAUGUUGUGUCCGCGAGAACCGCAUUAGGACACGAUAAACAUGGGCGAGUGAUGAUUGUUCAAAUUGAUGGGAAAACCCACCACAGAGGGAUUGAUCUUUACAAUUUUGCCAACUUCCUGUUGAAGCUUGGCUUAGUGAAUGCUAUUAACCUUGAUGGUGGAGGUUCAGCAACAAUGGUAGUAAAUAACACUGUUAUUAACUACCCAUCUGACGAAUGUGGGGAGUUCACAUGCUCAAGAGAUGUGUCCACAAUUGUGUGUGCUCAUGAACCUGACUGUGUGUCUAAGGAUUGUAAUGGUCAUGGACAGUGUGUGAUGGGCCAAUGUCUCUGUGACAGUCACUGGACAGGAGAUUCUUGCGAUGUUUUAAAAUGUCAACAGCAUAAUUGCUCUUCAAAUGGACAAUGCUCUGCAGAAGAUGGUUGCUUGUGUUUUCCUGGUUGGAAAGGAGAGAAUUGUAGUGAAGCUUGUCCUUUGGGAUUCUUUGGAUUGAACUGCAGCAGGGAGUGUCAUUGUGAGAAUGGUGGAGUGUGUGACCCACUGGAUGGACAUUGUAUUUGCACUCCAGGAUGGAUGGGAACAUUCUGUCAGCAGCGGUGUUUCCAUGGUUCUUAUGGACAGAACUGUUCAAACAUUUGCAAGUGUCCUAAUACCUGUGACUGUGAUCCAGAAACUGGCGAGUGUCCCACAGACAACAACGACACUAUGCUGAAUACUACUCAGAGAUGGCUGCAAUGCAAGUUAGAUUCAAAGAUGAAAGUAAUCUCACUGAAGGCCAAUGUAAGGCAAACCAACAAUGCAAAAGCAUCAGAUGUGGCCGAAAAAGAAUUCAGUAAGCUGUUUGUUUGGUUUGUGGCAGUGAUCAGUCUCUGUGGGAUCAGCUUAUUAGCUAAUCUCUUUCUGAUAUACCUGGCAUGUAAUCAAGCCACAAGGAGGGCUGUCUGGAAAUACAGGAGAGGAGAACAAGAGCUUCUUUUUAGUGGCGAUGAUGAUGAUGACGCUUUGUGAUAAAGUGCCAAUAACAUUAUUAAUGUUACAAUAUGUCAAUUAUGGUAGCAGUUAAAAUGUGCUGCCAAUUCCUAUCUUUACUUGAUAAAAUUACUUUUAACCAGUAGUACAGUCCUGCUAUCUUGAACUCUUAAGGGAAUGAGGGUGGUGAAUGGUUAAUGCAAGACUUUGCAAGAAGGUAAGACUGGACCUUACCAAGACUUUAAAGUGUUUUAAAUGUAAACCCAAGACAUUCAGACAUCAUUUGUAAAAUAAAAAACAAAACUGGUACGCUGAGACUUUCUUAGCCUUGCUAAAAAUCGAGAAGGUGAGAUGCUUUGUGAAAAAAUCUUGACUGUGAGAGGCACAUAACCACUAAAAAAGAAAGACUGUGAGACCUGUGAAAUGCAAUGAAAAUUUUGGGAGACCCAUUAAUGGCCCAGUAACCCCUCUUAACGUUAGUUCCAGAUGUUGGGGCUAAUUCCUAUCUUUAUAGUGUUAGUCAAUAGUACAGUCAACUCAUACCUUGUCAAACUCUUAGAGAAACAAGAAAAAGUUUGAGAUGUUGGGGGUGCGAGAUAGGUAAUAAUCAAGUGAAGCCUUGGAACCGACUGGCUCAUAGUUGCCGAAGCUUAUCCCGGUUUCUGUAGCAUCAAGCGGCUAGGAGUAUUUCUACUCCCCCUGGAUGGGAUGCUAGUCCAU